AUGGCAGGUUUUGUGAACCCUUACACUUACACCAAUCAAUGGCUAAGAUUGAUUAUUGGGAUGACUGAGAUUUCAUUUACUGGGAUUCCUAACAUUUUUUCUGGUUUUCUGUUGGUGGGUCUCUCUCAAUCUACCUCUUUUUCUUCACGAAAAUUUUGUAACUUUCAGUUUCCUGUGUUGUGGUUGAAUCGUUAUGGUUGCGUUUUGGGUUUGAUUUUGGCAAUUGAUUGCGGUGUUUGGUUGCUGAGAAAUGAUAUGAAAGGAAUAUGGAAAAGGUUUUUUAAAAGCAACAGAGUUGUGCUCCAUAAAGAGAUGUCUGGAUAUCAGACAUCACACCCUGAGUGUGUCUAUGCUUCAAAUCCCUAUCAUGAAUGUGGUACAGAUUGCCUUGAAAAGAUCACGGAAGGCAAGGGACGAAAGGAUAAUAAGAAAAAAUCAGGCUCCAUUUUUAGCUUUGGCAGGAGAAAGAAGGGAUCUGAUUCUCAGCCAAUGUCGCCGAGAAGUGGAUUUGAAUCUCAGCCAAUGACGCCUAGGAAUGGAUUUGAAUCUCCGGGAAUGACGCCAAGGAAUGGGUUUGAUUCUCGGCCAAAGACUCCAAGAAAUGGAAGUGAUUCUUUUCCAACAAAGCCUCCAGCACUUGAGAAAGUUCCUGCCAAAAAUGCAGCUAACCCUGGUGAUUUUUCCUCACCCCGAUCCAAUUCUUUUUUCCAUGAAAAGAAUGGUGAAUAUUAUUCCUCUACCGACUACGAAAUCUAUUCUAGAGAUCAGUCUUUCAACAAAGCGAAGGUUCAAUCUUCUCCGUCAAUGCCUACAUCUGGGACUAUCACGCCUGAUAAUCCUGAAGAUGCUACAAGGGAUAGUAAAACUUUUGUUGCAACUGCAGCACCUACUGCAACAGAGAUGGAUAAAAAGCUCGGCUCACCUGAGACAGUUUAUUCUUCUAUCAGCGAGGAUGCGAGAGAAUUUACCUCCGAUCCAGUUGUCCGAUCCUCAAAAUCAGUACCUAUCCCUCCCUCACUCUCGUACUUUACAUUUUUUUUACCUCCUGAUCAUUCAGACCCUUCGAACGGUAGUGUCACCUUCCAUGCUACUGCAACACCAACCACACAGGAAAAGGAUGCUAAGGACAUGAGAGAUCACACUUCUGAUCAGAAUGCCAGGUCUCUGAAGUUUACCUUUUCUGGUAUUUCUCGUGCUUCAGAGGACAGUGAUGAGGAAGAGGUUCAACCUGAAAUUUCCCAUGUUCUGGUCGGAAAAUAUCAUGUUAAAGAAAGCUGUGCCUCCAUUCUAAAUUCCAUCUUUGACAAGCAUGGAGAUAUUGUUGCAAACUGUCACUUGGAGUCUGCUACCAUGCGAGCUUAUUAUUUGGAGUCCGUUUGCUCUGUAGUCCAAGAGUUGCGAUUUGCUUCAUAUAUACAGAUUCCAAAAUCCAAAGUGAAAGGAAUGUUGGCUGUUCUCAAAGAUGUAGAGUCCGCAAACAUUGAUGUCAGCUGGCUGCAUCGUUUACUAAAUGAAAUCAUGGAGGCCAAGGAGCUUAUGAAUGAACAUCAAGCAGUCGAGGCAGCAAAAGCUAACUGUGAUUGCGCUCUGGAGUCAACGAGGAAAGAACUCGAGUCUCUGAUGGAAAACGUUGCUCGAAAGGAAAAGGAACUUGCUGAAGCGGAGGCACGAGCGGCUCAAACCAAAGCUCGUUUGAGUGAACUUGAGCAUGAAUCUUCACAACUACGUGAGACAAUGUCGUCCCAUCAAUCCAAAGUGGAAAGUUUUCGUGGCAAAUCAUUUGAAGAUCUCGUGUCUGAAUACUGAUAUAGAUACAUAAUAGAAUGCGGGAUACAUAGUUGCAUAGUUGAUAUAAGUCUUUGUAGAGUAGGAUCCAUCUGGGUUUGUAUACGUUAAUACAAUCAGUCUGUGUAUCCUUUUCGUUUCUUUUUUUCUGUCAUUUUCAAGAGAGAUUGAACGAAAGCUAAGCUUUGUCCUUGCAUGUCCAUGUAUUGAGUCGGUUUGUCCUCCGUUCAUGAGAAAUUCAAGGAUGAAUGAUAAAUGGGGUAAGAAAAUGUUGGCUGGUUUUCCUUU
Tripterygium wilfordii is the source of this 2073-nucleotide messenger RNA. RefSeq lists its product as uncharacterized. The record is from RefSeq and is a predicted model, not a curated record. Lineage: Eukaryota; Viridiplantae; Streptophyta; Magnoliopsida; Celastrales; Celastraceae. The coding region runs from base 1 to 1806 and encodes 601 amino acids. The transcript has 8 exons.